This is a messenger RNA of Zychaea mexicana, 960 nucleotides long. RefSeq lists its product as uncharacterized. NCBI's taxonomy places the organism in Eukaryota, Fungi, Mucoromycota, Mucoromycetes, Mucorales, Lichtheimiaceae. Bases 352 to 789 code for a protein of 145 amino acids. The record is from RefSeq and is a predicted model, not a curated record. The transcript is spliced from 2 exons.
GAAAAAGGAAGAGAAGAAAAAACUAUAUAUAAAGCCUUCGAUUUUGCAACGUGGCUAUCCUCAUUCGUUCACUAUACGAUUUAUUGCAAACUCUUUUUCUUUUUCUCUUUUUCUUUAAGCCAAUUCUAAUCUUUUACGCUACUAUACAACCAUGUCUGACGGACGAUGCAUUCACUGCGGCCAAAAGGGUCAUUACUCCAUGAUGUGCCCGAAAAAGCCAAACUCCUCUUCUUAGUCAAACCAAUUCGCCAUGACAAAACCUGUUGGCCAUGUAACUUGGUAUCAAUUUCCAGCCUUCGCUGACUGGGAGAUCUUCUUUUUCCAACGACGCAAGAUCGAUGCAAGCCCCCCAUGCGUUUUCACUCUCUUGUGGCCGACGAGGACAACUUCACCAACAACACCCUUCUUAUCACGACGACAACAACAAUCAUCUCCUUUCUCCACCUUAUACGACGACGACCUUUCUUCUUUUUCUAUCCAUUCAACAAUACCAACCAUUAUAGACGAGCAGGCGCUCACCAAACAAUUCAAUCACGCAUACUCCUCAAUCAAGAUAUAUACUUACAUACAAACAUCAACCAUAUACAAACACAACACACACACAAGCAACAUGGCAGGCCGGCCCACUAUUAUCUUUUUAUAUACUUUCUUCAUAAUCUUUCCACACAUUUCUUCACAAUAAUUUCACAUCUAUGCAUAUUACACUAUCAUCACCACUUUCUAAUAUGUCCAUAUACAAGUGAUCCUGUAAAAGUAACCCCACUUGUCUCUCACUCCAUAUAUAUGUAAUACCUCUUUUUUUCAUCCUCCAUAAUACUACUACUACUACUACUAUCAUGUCAUCUUUUGUGUCAUUUGCUUAUGUACUAGAUGCAUUUACUCUUAAAUGUUACAUUACAUACUCAAACACAUUUAAUUAAAACUACUACUUUACUCAUUUUUUCAACUGAUGAUAACAAC